GUUUCUUAAGCGUUUCGCAGGGUGUACCCUACACUGCUCUGAGAGCCUCUUGUGGUUUCCACGACAUGUUCUUACAACAUUUCUGGCGCAGCCUGCCUUGUUUUAUCACCUCGGGGUUCUGCUCCAAGAACCUCGUUUCUGCUCUCAGAACAUCUUCGAGUUCUAAUAAACAUCUCGUGGCAGGACUAUAAGAAGGCCGGGGCGGUCGGUCCCUGCUCAACACUCGGUGCUGGUCGCGCGGGGGGGGGGGCAUCCGCAAUAGAGGCGCCCCGUCCGUGUCCACGGGGCCUGCGGCCCAGGGGCCGAGCCCGCGGCGAGGCUGCGAGCCCACGCCUCCGACGUCUCGAUGUAUCUUUGAGCGUGGGGCACCCGGGGCCUCUCGGCCCCUUGCCUGGCACGGGCUCUUCGUCCUGGCUCGUGGUGUUUGGCAGUUCCAGGGUCCGGCAUCGCCCUCCGGAGGCUGGAAGCGGAGACAAGCAUCAGGCUCUAUAUGUUUGAGUCUCUGGAGGUUUGGGGCCUGGAUAUGUUUUCCGCCAACGGUCGGGCGGACGGAACGGGGGGGGGGCAUGGGCGGGGGCGGCGAGACUGAGGCGCACCAUUUCCAGCACCUGCUGUCGGGGCCGCGGCGGCAGUGGACAGGGUCCACUCUCGGGGCCACUGCUCUGCAAAUCUCGAUGCCCCUCCCCCCUCCCCCGUUUGCUGCCCUUCCCGUCGACGUCCGCCCGAAGGCCUCGGGCCCGUGCUACGUGAUGCCGUCACCGCAGAACCAACGGACCCCGGGGAAGAACAAGCGCACGCCUUCCCUGUCGCCGCAGAUCCCUCUGGCGCACUUGCAUGGCUACAGCGCCAGCUCCAUCGACGCCCUCGACGGCGACAAGAGCAUGAUGGUGUGCAGGCACUGGAAGUCGAAGGGCUGGUGCCGGCUGGAGGGCGGGUGCAAGUUCCUGCACCCGGACAGCAAGCGGGGCACCGGCGUGCCCCCGAAGCGCGGCGGCGGCGCGGGCGGCCGGGAGGGCGCCGGCCCGGCCGGCGAGGGCACGCCCCCGGGCGGCGGGGCGGCGGCCGCGGCGGGGGAGAGCACGCGGAGCUCGGGCACGAGGUCCAGGCGAUCCGGCAGGGGCAGGAACAACCGAGGCCAGAACGCCAGCGGCGCCGCCGGCCCGGACGAGGGCCACACGCCUGGCGCUGCUCCAGCGCACGUGCUGACCAUGCAGGGGGCGCCACCGAACGGCCCAGGCCGCCACGACGAGGGCGUGCACGACAGGUGAGGGCCGCCGCCGCGGUUCCAGGAGGCGGCCGCGCCAAGACGGUCCAGUAUACGGACAGUCUAGUCUCCUCUCAAGAGCAGGAUGGGUAGUCUCAGGAGGCUCGAGAGCAGGCUGUGGCCCGCAGGAGCAGGCCAGCAAGCCGCCCUGUCACUCAGGAAGUUUUAAGCACGGCCAGGCUCCCGCAGCACAUCAGUCGGUGUAGUGGCUAAUCAUCUUUAGCUUAGCGUUACUGUUACUACUAAUGCUGCCUUCCUAGGGGUUCCAACUCCUAGGUAGGGUCGCACUGGGAUAAUUUUUUUUUUUCGUCGACAAUCCCCCUGGUAGGGGGACAGGCCCGUGCUGGGGCAGGAGCGGCCCCCUCGGCGUGGCGCUCGCGGGGCCCCGCCGCGGCCCCAGUGGGCACGGCCGCCGCCGGUCCGGAGCGCGCGCAGGGAGGGCGCGCGCGCGCGCACGCGGACGCCACGCGGGGUGUCGAAGGCGUGCUGACGUCGGG
Molecule: messenger RNA, 1761 nt
Organism: Prorocentrum cordatum
Lineage: Eukaryota; Dinophyceae; Prorocentrales; Prorocentraceae
Source: the annotation of a GenBank genome assembly